This is a messenger RNA of Lactuca virosa, 396 nucleotides long. The record is from the annotation of a GenBank genome assembly. NCBI's taxonomy places the organism in Eukaryota, Viridiplantae, Streptophyta, Magnoliopsida, Asterales, Asteraceae.
AUGUCUGCUCCCAGAAAUGGUUCCAAAUCAGAAGAUUCCUCGGAAAACUUGACUCGUCUGCUCCCAGAAAAUCCAUUUUGUGCUUCUGAAACAGAAGAUUCCUCGGAGAACCUAGAAAAUCCAUUUUGUGUUGCCGAAAUAGAAGAUCCCUCAGAUAACUUGAUAUGUUUGCUCCCAGAAAAUCCAUUUUAUGGUUCCAAAACAGAAGAUUCCUCGAAAGGCUUGAUUGGUCAGCUCCCAGAAAAUCCAUUUUGUGGUUAUGAAACAGAAGAUUCCUCGAAAAAAUUGAUUCGUCAGCUCCCAGAAAAUCCUUUUUAUGGUUCCGAAACAGUAGCUUCCUCAGAAAACUUGUCCCCUAUGUUUCUAGAAAUCCAUUUUAUGGUUCCGAAACUAUAG